UUCAGUUUUAUUAUUAAAAUUUUAUGUAACUUUUGUUAUUACACGUUCGAUUUUCCUUCAAAAAAAAAAAAAAGAAAAGCCGAACAGUUGCUAUUUUGUAGAAACGCAAUGUCUAAUCCACCAUCGCGAGGUGUAAUUAAAAUGAUAUUUACCAAUUUUAUAAACUCGCUAAAGCCUCGUCAAUAUAAAGGGAACUUUGUGGGCGAGGAUUAUUUCGGAAACAAGUACUACGAAAUACCGGCGAACGCCUCGCUUGGCCAGCGCAGAAACCAACGGUGGUUCGAGCCGACCACAAAGGAAACUUAUGACCAAGAAAUUACCGCUGAAUGGGAAGCUUGGCUACGUGGUCGAAGAAAGCUACCACCGACACCGGAAGAGUUGGCACAAAAUCUGGCAAUUAUGAAGAUGAAGGAACGUAACGCAGCAGAACUGGACCAGAAAUAUGGCAAGCCGAAGGACGUGCAAGAGUUGGAAAAGGGAAGAACCGGAAUGGGGUCAUUUCCUGAGUACGAAGAAUAUGAGGUCAUGCCCGGGAAAGGCAAAAGGGAGAAAUAAAUUAAUAGUAAAAGCACGUUUGAGCUUCUCAAUAAUAAUGUUAUUUAUUUGCGUGUUUUAUGCAAGAAGCGUAAAUGUAUUAUAUGUACAAUUAAAUUAGUAAGCUAGAAUUAAAUUAUGAUUCGAA
Molecule: messenger RNA, 682 nt
Organism: Sabethes cyaneus
Lineage: Eukaryota; Metazoa; Arthropoda; Insecta; Diptera; Culicidae
Product: NADH dehydrogenase [ubiquinone] 1 alpha subcomplex assembly factor 2
Exons: 2
Coding region: 109-555 (148 amino acids)
Biological process (GO): mitochondrial respiratory chain complex I assembly
Cellular component (GO): membrane
Source: RefSeq, a predicted model, not a curated record